Molecule: messenger RNA, 1913 nt
Organism: Acaulospora colombiana
Lineage: Eukaryota; Fungi; Glomeromycota; Glomeromycetes; Diversisporales; Acaulosporaceae
Source: the annotation of a GenBank genome assembly
GCACUUCAACUCUAGAUGAGGAGGAAAUGGAGCCAGGAGCGAGAGUAAGAAUCGGGGAUGUGAACGAAUGGCUUACGAAGUUCGUGGACCCGCUGAUUGGAACCCGCGGUGGCGGUAAUGUGUUUCCGGGUCCUUGCCUUCCUUUUGGCGUUGUGAAAGUUGGAUUCGAUACCAAUCAAUUGGAAGAAAAUAAUUCAGGUUCUAAUGGAAAAAUAACGGGAAUAAGUCUGGAACUAAAGAUAAGUUCCUUGAUUAUAGGUGUUCCCCAAUAUGGAAUUAUAAGUCAAUUUCCGAUGACAAUCUCGUCUCUGGAAGAUAUAAAUUUAAAUGAUUAUGGAUCAUCUCGUACUUUCGAAAUUUUUAAAGUGGGAUAUUCGAAAUUCGGGUUGGAAUCGUACGACACUGUGGUUGAACUAACCGCAACUAGGAGGACUGGUUUUCACAGAUAUACAUUUCCAAAGGGGAAGAAGGAUAAUGCAAGAGUUAUUUUGGAUUUAAGUAAUGUGAUUAAUGGUGUGGAUGGAAAUUGGAUGAAAUAUAAUGGUGGGAUUAUCACGUCCGUCUCGACAACACAAAUAAAAGGAUUUGGUCGAUACUCUAGCGCGUGGAGUUCUUCUCCUGAAUAUGAUGUUUAUUUUUGUUCUCAAUUCAAGACUCCUGCCAAAUCAUUCGCAACAUUCUGGUCAAAUGAGAUCUAUCCCGAUUCUACCUAUCAAGUUGGUGUGAACUCGAUAGGCGCCAUCCUGACAUUCGACACAUCGAAAGAAAACGUGAUAUUGUCAAGAGUUGGAAUAAGUUUUAUAUCGGCGGAAGUCGCGUGCAGAAAUGCAGAGAUGGAAGUGGGGGAGGAUUGGGAUUUUGAAAAGAUAAGAGAGAAGGCCGAGGCGAGUUGGGAAGUUGAGCUUGAAAAAGUUGAAAUUCACGGAGGUACCAAAGAGAUGAAAAAAAUUUUUUAUAGUGGAUUGUAUAGAAGCAUGCAAAAGAGGGUAGUAGACAUCGCCAGAUCUUUGAUCGACACUUACCAUAACGAGGGAUUUAUGCCUGAUGGCAGAAGCGGGAUGUACAAUAGUAUUUCGCGAGGAGGGUCGAAUGGAGACAUGGUGUUGUCUGAAUUAUUCCUUAAAAAGCUUGGAAAAGGUAAAAUAAACUGGGAGCUGGGCUACAAAGCAAUGUUAAAAAAUGCGUUUGCUGAACCAUGGUUUCGGGGAUCGAAUGAAGGACGGUUGCUCGUAAGGUUUUAUAAGAUAUAUGGAUAUAUACCUUUAAUAACGCCACCUGAGUAUGAGAUACGAUACAGAGAACAGGGAGUGUGCAGUAAGACGAUGGAGUACGCAAGUGUUAAAGGAUUUAUAUCUCCGAUAAAUUUGAACGGAGAAAGAGUUGAGAGUCUUGAUAACUUCUUCAAAACUUCGAAAUAUAUUGCAUUUUACGACGGCUCAUCCUGGGAAUAUAGCUUGAACGUCCCACACGGUGGUCCAAAGGAAUUCGAAAAAAGAUUAGAUCUCACAUUUUCGAGUAAAUCAUAUGACAACGAUUACUUCAAUAUAAAAAAUGUUCCAAGUUUAUUUCACCCUAACUUAUAUCACUACAUUGGAAAACAAUACAAAAGCAUACACGUUAUAAGGGAUAUAAUGAAAAAGAAGUUUGGCAGUGGAAGGGAUGGAUUGCCUGCAAAAAAUCUAACUGAGCGGAAUAUUUACAUUCAAUCGGCAAAAUUAAAUAACAGGGUAUUGAGAAAUACCUGGUUUAGACACAGCGAGAUUGCCAAGGGUGGGAUACUCGAAUUGGAAAUGGGCGGAGAGGUUUCGAAAAAUUGGGGAGUCCUUGAAGACGAAAACGAAAGAAAGGCUGGAUUUGGUGAAUGGUUUAGUAAUGUCAAGACCAGUCCACCGCCAAGUCUUUCUGACAUUUAA